AUGCCAUCUGAGCAGACGGAAAGAGAAACCUUCCAGAACCUCUCAUCAAAGAACUGCUCUCCAAAUUAUUUAUGUGAAGAAAGCGAUUUUGAUCAGUCCCGAGAGCCUUCUGAAACGUACAUUACGAUAGGUAUGGACAAGUAUGAAUCAUUUAUACACAUAAAAUCCAAGACAAACGAGUUCAAGAGAGAAUGUGAAAACGAGGACGUCGAUGAAGCGAAUGUGGCGGCACUUGCCUUAUUAUGUUCUUCAGCAGACAAUGGGAUUGCAGUCUACGAAAACAUAAGUAUCGAUGAACGCUACACGUCAAAUCCUUCGGACGAUUCUUCCAGAACUAUAACCUAUCAGCAAGACUCAUACGACAGUAACUUGACAAACCUUGGGGUCUGCGGUACAGAUAACUACGAUUACGCAUCAGGUGCGACUGUAGAUCAAUCCAAUGAAAACACUGCUCUAUACUUCAAUGAUGAAUGA
Messenger RNA from Protopolystoma xenopodis, 474 nucleotides. Lineage: Eukaryota; Metazoa; Platyhelminthes; Monogenea; Polystomatidea; Polystomatidae. The record is from the annotation of a GenBank genome assembly.